GCGCCCGUGCCUCUCCCUGUUCCUGUUUGUUUCUGCGGGUGCUAAUUCAACUUAUCAUCAGAUAACACUCGAAGGAUCUCUCUCUUCCUGCGCUCUCGUGAUUCGAGGAUUACUGUGACUCCAACCGACGGACGGUGUCAAUGGGAGACCGGCGUGGAGGAUGCUGUCCGCCGAUGGAUCUGCUCCGGUCGGAGCCUAUGCAAUUGGUACAACUUAUCAUCCCUAUCGAGUCCGCUCACCUCACCGUCUCUUAUCUCGGCGACCUCGGCCUCCUCCAAUUCAAAGACCUUAAUGCAGAGAGGAGUCCAUUUCAGCGAACUUAUGCUACUCAGAUUAAAAAAUGCGGGGAAAUGCAACGCAAACUGCAUUUCUUCAAGGAGCAAAUGUUGAAAGCAGGUUUUUCUCCUUCGAUGAAGCCUGUGAUUCAAAAUGAGAUCGAUGUGGACAACUUAGAGAUAAAACUUGGAGAACUUGAAGCAGAGCUAACUGAAAUGAACGCAAAUGGUGAGAAGUUGCAGCGGAGUUAUAAUGAGUUAGUUGAAUAUAAGCUUAUUUUGCAGAAGGCUGGUGAGUUUUUUGCUUCAGCUCAACACAGUGCCACAGCUCAGCAGAGAGAAAUGGAAUCAUACCAAUUGGGUGAAGAAUCCAUUGAAACUCCACUAUUAAAGGAUCAGGAUACCCUUACUGAUCAAUCAAAGCAAGUAAAGUUAGGGUUUAUCACUGGCCUUGUUCCUAGGGAAAAAUCUAUGGCAUUUGAGAGGAUUCUAUUUCGUGCAACCCGGGGUAAUGUGUUUCUUAAGCAGUCUCCUGUGGAUGAACCUGUUAUUGAUCCUGUGUCUGGAGAGAAGAUGGAGAAAAAUGUAUUUGUGGUAUUCCACUCUGGCGAAAGAGCAAAGAACAAAAUUCUGAAGAUAUGUGAAGCUUUUGGGGCAAACCGGUAUCCUUUUGCAGAGGAAUUGGGCAAACAGGCUCAGAUGAUCAUGGAGGUUUCUGGAAGAAUUUUAGAGCUGAAAACAACUCUAGAUGCUGGGUUGGUCCACCGUGAAAAUCUGUUGCGUACUAUUGGUGACCAAUUUGAGCAAUGGAAUCUUAAGGUGAGGAAGGACAAAUCCAUCUAUCACACUCUUAACAUGCUUAGUCUUGAUGUGACAAAAAAAUGUCUAGUAGCUGAAGGAUGGAGUCCCGUUUUUGCCUCAAAACAGAUUCAGGAUGCAUUGGAGCGGGCUGCACGUGACUCCAAUUCACAAGUUGGAUCAAUUUUCCAGGUUUUGCACACAAAGGAGCCACCACCCACCUACUUCCGCACUAACAAAUUCACAUCUGCUUUUCAGGAAAUUGUUGAUGCAUAUGGGGUGGCAAGGUAUCAGGAAGCAAAUCCUGGUGUAUUCACUAUUGUUACAUUCCCUUUCCUCUUUGCUGUCAUGUUUGGUGAUUGGGGGCAUGGAAUAUGCUUGUUGCUUGCGACAUUAUUUUUUAUAGUCAGGGAAAAGAAACUUUCUCGUCAGAAGCUUGGAGAUAUCACAGAAAUGGCCUUUGGUGGUCGUUAUGUUAUUCUGUUGAUGGCACUUUUCUCAAUUUUUACUGGUUUGAUCUAUAAUGAGUUCUUCUCAGUGCCACUUGAAUUAUUUGGUCCCACAGCAUAUGCAUGCCGGGAUCUCUCUUGCAGGGAUGCUUCUACCAUUGGUUUGAUUAAGGUGCGUGACACUUAUCCAUUUGGUGUCGAUCCUGCAUGGCAUGGUACUCGGAGUGAGCUGCCAUUUCUGAAUUCUCUGAAGAUGAAGAUGUCAAUCCUUCUUGGGGUGGCUCAAAUGAACCUUGGAAUUAUUUUAAGUUAUUUCAAUGCGACAUUCUUCAGGAAUAAUAUCAACGUCUGGUUUCAGUUUAUUCCUCAGAUGAUAUUUCUAAACAGUCUGUUUGGUUAUCUCUCACUACUCAUCAUUGUGAAGUGGUGCACUGGUUCACAAGCUGAUUUAUACCACAUAUUGAUAUACAUGUUCCUGAGUCCUACUGACGAUUUGGGUGAAAAUCAGCUUUUUCCAUACCAAAAGAUAGUACAGAUUGUGCUUCUGUUACUGGCCCUUGUUUCUGUACCGUGGAUGUUGCUACCAAAGCCUUUUCUACUGAAAAAACAACAUGAAGCGAGGCACCAAGGCCAAAUAUAUACUCCACUUCGGAACACAGAAGAGAGUCUUCAAGUGGAGGCGAAUCAUGAUUCUCAUGGUCAUGAGGAAUUCGAGUUCAGUGAAGUUUUUGUGCAUCAACUCAUACACACCAUAGAGUUUGUGCUUGGAGCUGUUUCAAACACAGCUUCAUACCUUAGAUUGUGGGCUCUCAGCCUUGCUCAUUCAGAGUUGUCAAGUGUGUUCUACGAGAAGGUCCUCCUCCUUGCUUGGGGGUUUAACAAUGUAAUUAUCCUUAUAGUUGGUAUCAUUGUCUUCAUUUGCGCAACUGUUGGAGUGUUGCUGGUAAUGGAAACCCUCAGUGCUUUCCUACAUGCUCUACGUCUUCACUGGGUUGAAUUCCAAAACAAAUUCUAUGAGGGAGACGGUUACAAGUUCUAUCCAUUUUCAUUUGCAUUACGUGAUGAUGAAAUUGAAUGAUGCACUGAAUUGAAUGGUUUUAGUUGACAUAUCGAAUGUGGUUAGAGGUGUUGUGUUGCAUAUUUUCCUUUGAAUGAGAGGAGAAGGCCACCAGAAUGGGUCCUGUGAAGGAGACUUGAGGUUGAUUUAAUUAGUUGGUAUCUCUUCUGGUGGUUUGUCAUUGGAAGGUAUGAGCAAUUUAUUGGUUUGGGCUGUGCCUCUUGUAUGUGGUAGCAGUUAUGUAAUAGAACUUGUUUAAUUGAUUAAACUUCCUUUUUUAUUGGAAAUUAAAAAUAAUAUCAUGAACUUACUGCAGAUUCUUUCGGUAAAUUAACUUACUGCUGUUGG
Rubroshorea leprosula is the source of this 2927-nucleotide messenger RNA. NCBI's taxonomy places the organism in Eukaryota, Viridiplantae, Streptophyta, Magnoliopsida, Malvales, Dipterocarpaceae. The record is from the annotation of a GenBank genome assembly.